AUGGAUAACUCGUUUACGAUGGAAGGCCCUUUAAGCAAAUGGACUAAUCUCGUCAAUGGUUGGCAAUAUCGUUGGUUUGUGCUUGACAUAAGCCUAGGGGUUUUAUCUUAUUACACGUCUAAAGAGAAGAUGAUGCGGGGCGAUAGACGUGGAUGUGUAAAGUUAAAAAAUGCUCAAGUUGGGAUUGAUGAUGAAGAUGAUAGUACAUUCACCAUAACCGUUGAUCACAAAACAUUUCACUUCCAAGCUCGUAACUCAGAUGAACGUCAAAAGUGGCUAGACGCUUUACAGGAGGCUAGGGAUUUACAUACGCAGAAUUAUGCUCUUCUGAAUCAGACCAAUCGUUUACUGGAACAUCCUUGCAGCCUUUCCGAAUUCGACCGUCGUAUCGUAGAGGCAGAUGCUUUUUUACAAAUUCUCAUAGAUCAACAUGAGCAACUGGUCAGUCAUAUUCCAUCGUCCGAUGAAUGUCGACCGGAGAUUAUGGGUGCUGUCACUUUUCGGAUGCAGAGGCUUAUCGAACUGGUGAAAAAGACAAUUGUAUGCCUCCAGUUUGCCAGAGGUUCAGUCAAUAGUUCAUAUCGUAUACCGAUUACUUUGAAUGACAACAUUGUUUCUGAUGCAGUUGACAUUCCGCAAACUUUACAAUUCGAUACGUCUAUAUCGAACAGUGCUUUCUCUACAUUGAAAGUGAAAGAUUAUGAUUUAAAAGUACAUGAGAUAAAUCAUGCAUUUAUGAACCUUCAAAGUGGUGAAGGUGAUGGUGAAAAUCCAUUCACUUCUUGUCAAGAGUCCUUAUCUAAUGCUUCCCCUAUUAUAACACAGAAACCUUCCAGAAAACAUUCUACUCGUAAUUCUCGACGUUUGGAAAAAAGCAAAUUACACAAGCGGCCAUCUUCUACUACAGAAUCAUCCAUCGAAUCCCAUUCAAUACGUUCACAUCCUGAGCAGCUAGCUACUAUUUCUUCAUCACUCCCUAAUGAUACUGUGAUUGUGAAAAGAUGCUUUGAUGCAUUAGAUUCACCCUCUUCUAAUUAUCCACCAUUGUCCAUCCCAAGAAUGCCAGUUAGGUCUUAUUCUUCUUCAGAUGAUGAUCAGGCUCAAUUGGAUCAAGAAGAAGAGGAUGAAGAAUUCUUUGAUACUCAAGAAGAUAUUUCUGUCAACUGCGCAAUAACAAAUUCUCCACAACCUGUCAAGGAUAAUACAAUUCUAAGCAUGCAUUCAAAUCCAACUGUGCCUAUAACGAAAUCUGGUCGUUAUCGUUCAAGUCAGUCAUCAUCAAAUAAUCAGACGAAUUCGUCUUUGGAUGAUACAUUCGACGAAUUGUAUGAUGAUGAAAAGGAAGAAGAGUUAGGUUCUGUGCAAUCUCACGGUUCUGUGAUAACACAUCUUCUUUCUCAGCUUCGGAUCGGAAUGGAUUUAACUAGAAUCACUUUGCCCACAUUCAUUCUCGAACGUCGUUCUACACUGGAAAUGUAUGCAGACUUUUUAGCACAUGCUGAUUUAUGGGCUGUUAUUCCUAAUGCAUCAACGCCUCGUGAUCGUAUGGUUGCUUGUCUUCGGUGGUAUUUGUCUGCAUUCCAUGCUGGCAGACGAUCGUCAGUUGCUAAGAAACCUUACAAUCCUACAUUAGGUGAAAUAUUUCGCUGUUAUUGGCCUUUAUCUACAGAGAGUGGAGAUGAUUCGACAAAUGCAUCAGAAAAACCACAGGAAAAAUUAUAUAAUUCUGGUCCUGUUCCUUGGGCGCCUCACAAUUCCGUAGUCUUCUUAGCAGAACAGGUCUCACACCAUCCUCCUAUAUCCGCCUUUUAUGCUGAACAUGUUAAUAAUCAAAUAGCUGUAGAUGGACACUUGUGGACUAAAUCAAAAUUUCUUGGUCUAAGUAUAGCUGUAGAAAUGGUUGGUUCAGCUGUCAUAUCAUUACUAAAUCAUGAUGAAGAAUAUGUGGUUACGUUUCCAUGUGGAUAUGGCAGAAACAUUCUCACUGUUCCAUGGAUUGAAUUGGGUGGGAAAACUAGCAUCACAUGCUUAAAAACUGGAUAUAUAGCUAAUAUCGAGUUUCGAACAAAACCUUUUUAUGGUGGUAAACGUGAUACUUUACGUGCUGAGGUUUUUGGACCUAAUGAUAAGAAGGCAUUUCUUAUUGUUGAAGGUGAAUGGAAUGAUAAGAUGUUAGCGAAGUGGCCUCAUGGUAAAAAUGAGUUAUUUAUUGAUACCCGUAACCUACCAACUGUAAGAAAACACGUUCUUCCUCGUUCUCGCCAAGAAGAAAAUGAAUCAAGACGAUUGUGGGAGGAAGUGACAUAUAAUUUAAAAGUGGGUAAUAUCGAUGCAGCAUCAGAUGCUAAACAUCGUUUGGAACAGCGACAACGAGAUUUAGCUCGGCAGAGAAGAGACUCAAAACAUACAUGGACACCAAAAUACUUUCGUGAAGAGGGAGAAAACUGGAUUUAUAGACAUCCUUUAAUUCAACGCCUACAUCAAUCACUCAAUCAAAAUAGUUCUCCCACUGAACCACGAGCAAUCUCCAAAAAUACGAAUUUAGCAUGUUCACCGGAUAUAGUUGUUAAUCCAGUUUCUUGCAACAACGCAAUAACCGAUUCUCCUCAGGUAGUCCAUGCUACUACAACUAA
Messenger RNA from Schistosoma intercalatum, 2633 nucleotides. NCBI's taxonomy places the organism in Eukaryota, Metazoa, Platyhelminthes, Trematoda, Strigeidida, Schistosomatidae. The record is from the annotation of a GenBank genome assembly.